AUGGAUUCCCUAUGGUUUUCAGAUAUCUGCGGGCACCAUGUUUCUCCCUUUACCAUGUUGGAUUUUGAUCAAUCCUGUCAUAGAAAACAUGGGUUUUCCUUGGAGAACAAGCUUGUUUUUGGUAGAAAACCAUACAAGCAAGCCUUAACAAUCGCCCGAGUCGUGAGUCCAUCGCAACUAGCGAUUGUUCCGUCUCCGGAUAAAGAACCCGUCGACCCGGAUCAGAGCCAUGUUGCUUGGACGAGUGUGAAACAAGAACGAUGGGAAGGAGAGCUGGUUGUGCAAGGAGAAAUACCUUUAUGGCUGAAAGGAACGUACCUCAGAAACGGUCCAGGUCUAUGGCAUAUAGAAGAUUACAACUUCCGUCACCUCUUUGACGGCUACGCCACACUAGUGAAGCUCCACUUUGAGGACGGCCGGUUAAUCGCCGGUCACCGCCAAAUCGAAUCGGAAGCCUACAAGGCCGCAAAGAAGAACAAAAAGAUUUGCUUCCGGGAAUUCUCGGAGGUUCCUAAGCAUGAAAACUUCAUGGCCUAUGUUGGGGAUCUAGCAAAGCUCUUCUCUGGGUCAUCUUUAACGGAUAAUGCCAACACCGGCGUCGUGAAACUCGGGGAUGGACGAGUGGUUUGCCUGACGGAAACUCAAAAAGGGUCCUUGGUUAUCGACCCCAACAGCUUGGAAACACUUGGGAGGUUCGAAUAUAGCGAUAGCCUUGGGGGAUUGAUACACUCGGCUCAUCCUAUAGUGACCGAUGCCGAGUUCUUGACCCUGUUGCCAGAUUUGUUGAAGCCUGGGUACUUAGUGGUCCGUAUGGAGCCAGGGACCAAUGAAAGGAAGGUGAUUGGAAGGGUGAACUGCAGUGGAGGACCAGCUCCAGGUUGGGUCCAUUCUUUUCCGGUGACUCAACACUAUGUUGUGGUGCCUGAAAUGCCAUUGAGGUACUGUGCACAAAAUUUGCUCCGAGCUGAGCCUACUCCUUUGUACAAAUUUGAGUGGCAUCCUCAAUCUAAAGCCUUCCUGCAUGUCAUGUGUAAAGCUAGUGGAAAAGUAGUGACGAGUGUGGAAGUGCCGUUAUUCGUGACCUUUCAUUUCAUCAAUGCAUACGAAGAGGAAGAUGAAGAUGGGAGAGUGACUUCUAUUAUCGCUGAUUGUUGUGAACACCACGCCGACACCUCCAUUUUAGAUCAGCUUAGGCUUAAAAACCUCCGGUUCUUCAAGGGGGAGGAUGUUCUACCAGAUGCAAGGGUGGGAAGAUUCAAAAUCCCAUUGGAUGGGAGUCGGAAUGGAAAGUUGGAGGCUGCAUUGGAGGCAGAUGAACAUGGAAGAGGCAUAGACAUGUGCAGCAUAAACCCUGCUUAUUUGGGUAAAAAAUAUAGAUACGCUUAUGCUUGUGGAGCUCAACGCCCAUGUCAUUUCCCCAACACCCUCACCAAGCUUGAUUUCGUAGAGAAAAAGGCAAAGAAUUGGUACGAUGAGGGAGCUGUGCCAUCGGAGCCAUUCUUUGUGGCUCGACCAGGUGCCACUGAGGAAGAUGAUGGCGUUGUAAUCUCCCUAAUCAGUGAGAAAAAUGGAGGUGGAUAUGCUUUAUUGUUGGACGGUUCAACUUUCAAAGAAAUUACAAGAGCAAAGCUCCCUUAUGGUCUACCUUAUGGCUUACAUGGAUGUUGGGUACCCAAGAAAUAA
This is a messenger RNA of Gossypium arboreum, 1683 nucleotides long. Its product is annotated as carotenoid cleavage dioxygenase 8 homolog B, chloroplastic. Gene Ontology annotation, cellular component: chloroplast. Gene Ontology annotation, molecular function: carotenoid dioxygenase activity. The record is from RefSeq and is a predicted model, not a curated record. The transcript has 6 exons. The coding region runs from base 1 to 1683 and encodes 560 amino acids. Lineage: Eukaryota; Viridiplantae; Streptophyta; Magnoliopsida; Malvales; Malvaceae. Gene Ontology annotation, biological process: carotene catabolic process.